AUGGUGACUACCGACGACAAUAUCAAUGCUGUGCGAGCAUUCACCCAGACUCGUGAGGAUACGUACGAGUAUAUUUCCCCAAAGAAAACAGACCUUUCGGGAAAGUCUGUGUUUAUCACCGGUGCGUCCAAGGGCAUUGGUCGAGCCACUGCACUCAGCUUUGCAGCCGCGGGUUGUAGCAAGAUCGCCAUAGGCGCUCGCUCCGACCUUGCAAGUCUUGAAAAGGAAAUCCACGAAGCGGCUCGGGAGGGGCCGCCACCAAAGGUUGUUGCUCUCGAACUUGAUGUGACUUCUGAGGACAGCGUCAAAGCCGCUGCAGAGGCAAUCGCCAAGGAGUUUGAUGGGGCGCUUGACGUGCUUGUUAAUAAUGCCGGAUACCUCGAAGAAUGGCAGCCUAUAGCUGAUUCGGAUCCAGCUGAUUGGUGGAAAACGUGGGAUGUCAAUAUAAAGGGCACUUAUUUGUGUUCAAAGUAUUUCAUCCCUUUGCUUCUGAAGAGCAGUCUCAAGAUCAAUAUUCUCACUUCAUCGUAUGGUGGCCUUCGGCAUCAUCCUGGUGCUUCUGCCUAUCAGACUACAAAGUUCGCAGUCUGCCGAUUGGCAGAAUUCCUGAAUGCCGAAUAUGGCGACAAGGGACUUGUCUGCUUCGCCAUCCACCCCGGCAGUGUGAAGACGGAGUUGGGCUCUAGCAUGCCCGAAUCAAUGCACUUUCUUUUGACUGAUACGGUCCAGCUUCCUGCUGAUACCAUCGUCUGGCUGGCAAAGGAACCGCGUGCAUGGCUUGGUGGGCGGUAUGUUAGUGUUGCCUGGGAUAUGGAGGAGCUUGAGGCCAAGAAGGACGAAAUCGUCGCUAAAGACCUGCUGAAAUUUCGAUUAAAUAUAUAA
Truncatella angustata is the source of this 882-nucleotide messenger RNA. RefSeq lists its product as uncharacterized. The record is from RefSeq and is a predicted model, not a curated record. NCBI's taxonomy places the organism in Eukaryota, Fungi, Ascomycota, Sordariomycetes, Amphisphaeriales, Sporocadaceae. Gene Ontology annotation, molecular function: oxidoreductase activity. Gene Ontology annotation, cellular component: cytosol. The transcript has 2 exons. Bases 1 to 882 code for a protein of 293 amino acids.